UAAAGACAUUUGCGAAAUUCAACACCACCGAUUCCGCCAGCGCGGUGCGAGAAACACUUCGACGCGAACCCGCAUUGACGCAAUUCGAAACCGCUCAAAUCGCCAAUUUGUGUCCCGUCGAUGCUGAGGAGGCAAAGAGCGUCAUCCCAAGUCUGGUAAAGAUCGAGGAUGAUAGAUUGCAAGCAUUACUCGACGAGAUACAGUUGAUGAGAAAGUUCCAGUCCUGA
Suillus subaureus is the source of this 227-nucleotide messenger RNA. RefSeq names its product HRDC-like protein. Gene Ontology annotation, biological process: mRNA export from nucleus in response to heat stress; positive regulation of translational initiation; nuclear-transcribed mRNA catabolic process, deadenylation-dependent decay. Gene Ontology annotation, molecular function: translation initiation factor binding; nucleotide binding. The transcript is spliced from 3 exons. The annotation marks the transcript as partial. Gene Ontology annotation, cellular component: P-body; RNA polymerase II, core complex. Lineage: Eukaryota; Fungi; Basidiomycota; Agaricomycetes; Boletales; Suillaceae. The record is from RefSeq and is a predicted model, not a curated record.